Pygocentrus nattereri (red-bellied piranha) is the source of this 4987-nucleotide messenger RNA. RefSeq names its product ATPase Na+/K+ transporting subunit alpha 3b (gene atp1a3b). The coding region runs from base 407 to 3481 and encodes 1024 amino acids. Lineage: Eukaryota; Metazoa; Chordata; Actinopteri; Characiformes; Serrasalmidae. The record is from RefSeq and is a predicted model, not a curated record. Gene Ontology annotation, biological process: potassium ion import across plasma membrane; sodium ion export across plasma membrane; intracellular sodium ion homeostasis. The transcript is spliced from 21 exons. Gene Ontology annotation, cellular component: membrane. Gene Ontology annotation, molecular function: ATP binding; ATP hydrolysis activity; P-type sodium:potassium-exchanging transporter activity.
GGGAAAAAAAAGGUCGCUCCAAAAAAACCGGGACAGUGCGGCUUCUUUAGUUUUGCCGGCUCUGCCGCAACUAAACGGAGAGCAGCUGCACUGCCCUGCUCUCUGCUUUCAUUUCAUAUUCCUUUAUUUAGUCCCUCUCUCUCUCUUUUCAUUUCCAGCCUCGUCACCUUUUUAUGGCCCGAGGAGCAACUUGUUCCACAGAGCCGUGGCAACUUUUUUGACUAUUCCGCUGCCUUGUCCUCGGCUUUCAGCCCAGGGCGGUGAAAAUCCCAAACGGGCUUUUCUUUCUUUUUCUUUUUAAUCUCACGCGUUUUAAUUCUUUUUUCCCUUUAGACCUUCUUUUCUCUGUUUUCCUUUUCUUUCGUCCCGAAAGCUUGGCUUCAGCUCCUGAGGAGAGUGCGCAGUCAUGGGGUAUGGGCGGUCAGACAGCUACCGCGUGGCUACCACGCAGGACAAAGAUGAUAAGAGCUCCCCCAACAAGAAGAAGAAAGGGACAAAGGAUCUGGAUGAUCUGAAGAAGGAAGUUCCUUUGACAGAACACAAGAUGUCCGUAGAAGAAGUAUGCCGGAAAUUCCAGACGGAUAUAGUUCAGGGUCUGACUAAUGCAAAGGCAGCAGAGUUUCUGCAACGAGAUGGCCCGAACGCUCUGACCCCUCCCCCUACUACUCCAGAGUGGGUGAAGUUCUGCAGACAGCUCUUCGGGGGCUUCUCCAUCCUGCUGUGGAUCGGUGCCAUCCUCUGCUUCUUGGCCUACGCCAUCCAGGCCGCCACUGAGGACGAACCGGCUGGGGACAAUCUGUACCUGGGUAUCGUGCUGUCGGCCGUGGUCAUCAUCACCGGCUGCUUCUCGUACUUUCAGGAGGCCAAGAGCUCAAAGAUCAUGGAGUCCUUCAAGAACAUGGUGCCUCAGCAAGCUUUGGUGAUCCGUGAAGGAGAGAAGAUGCAGAUUAAUGCGGAGGAAGUGGUGGCAGGAGAUCUUGUGGAGGUGAAAGGAGGAGACAGGAUUCCUGCUGACCUUCGGAUCAUCUCCUCGCAUGGCUGCAAGGUGGAUAACUCUUCUCUGACUGGCGAAUCAGAGCCACAGACACGAUCGCCCGACUGCACCCACGACAACCCGUUGGAAACCCGCAAUAUUGCCUUCUUCUCCACCAACUGUGUAGAGGGAACUGCACGUGGUAUUGUUGUAUGCACUGGUGACCGUACAGUGAUGGGCCGCAUUGCCACUCUGACCUCCGGCCUGGAGACGGGGAAGACACCCAUCGCCAAGGAGAUUGAGCACUUCAUCCAUAUCAUUACCGGCGUGGCCGUCUUUCUGGGAGUCUCCUUCUUCAUUCUGUCCAUCAUCCUGGGCUAUUCCUGGCUUGAGGCCGUCAUCUUCCUCAUCGGCAUUAUCGUGGCUAAUGUGCCUGAGGGACUGCUAGCUACUGUCACUGUGUGUUUGACUCUCACAGCGAAGCGCAUGGCUCGGAAGAACUGUCUGGUAAAGAACCUGGAGGCUGUAGAGACCCUGGGCUCUACUUCUACCAUCUGCUCGGACAAGACCGGAACUCUCACGCAGAACCGUAUGACCGUGGCCCACAUGUGGUUUGACAACCAGAUUCAUGAGGCUGACACCACCGAGGAUCAGUCCGGUGCAUCGUUCGAUAAGACAUCAGUGACGUGGGUGUCUCUGGCUCGUGUGGCGUCCCUGUGUAACAGGGCAGUGUUUAAGGCAGGCCAAGAUUCUCUGCCUAUCUUGAAGAGGGACGUGGCCGGUGAUGCCUCAGAGUCCGCUCUGCUGAAGUGUAUUGAGCUGUCCUGCGGCUCAGUGAAACACAUGAGGGAGAAGAACAAGAAAGUAGCCGAGAUCCCAUUCAACUCCACCAACAAAUACCAGCUGUCUAUCCAUGAGACGGAGGACCCCAAUGAUAACCGCUAUCUGCUCGUGAUGAAGGGUGCGCCAGAGCGCAUCCUGGACCGCUGCUCCACCAUCAUGAUACAGGGCAAAGAGCAACCCAUGGACGAGGAGAUGAAGGAGGCCUUCCAGAAUGCCUACCUGGAGCUGGGAGGAUUGGGAGAGAGAGUGCUGGGAUUCUGCCACCUCCUUAUGCCCGAAGAUCAGUACCCCAAAGGUUUUGCCUUCGACACAGAUGACGUCAAUUUCCAGACAGAUAGCAUGUGCUUCGUGGGCCUGAUGUCCAUGAUUGACCCACCCCGUGCCGCCGUGCCCGAUGCAGUGGGGAAAUGCCGCUCAGCCGGUAUUAAAGUCAUCAUGGUGACUGGAGACCAUCCCAUCACCGCCAAGGCCAUUGCUAAGGGUGUAGGCAUCAUCUCUGAAGGCAACGAGACAGUGGAGGACAUCGCUGCCCGCCUAAAUAUCCCAGUCAGCCAGGUCAACCCAAGAGAUGCCAAAGCUUGUGUAAUCCAUGGAACAGAACUGAAGGACAUGUCUCAGGACCAAAUCGAUGAGAUUUUGCGAAACCACACAGAAAUUGUCUUUGCCAGGACUUCUCCCCAGCAAAAACUCAUUAUUGUAGAGGGCUGCCAGCGACAGGGGGCUAUUGUUGCUGUAACCGGUGAUGGUGUGAAUGACUCCCCCGCUCUGAAGAAGGCCGAUAUCGGUGUUGCCAUGGGGAUCGCUGGGUCCGACGUGUCCAAGCAGGCUGCAGACAUGAUCCUGCUGGACGACAACUUUGCCUCCAUUGUUACUGGAGUAGAAGAAGGUCGCCUGAUCUUUGAUAACUUGAAGAAAUCCAUUGCCUAUACUCUGACCAGCAACAUCCCAGAGAUCACUCCCUUCCUGCUGUUUAUCAUCGUCAACAUUCCACUACCUCUGGGCACCAUCACCAUCCUUUGCAUUGACCUGGGCACAGACAUGGUUCCAGCUAUCUCUCUGGCUUACGAGGCAGCUGAGAGUGACAUCAUGAAGAGGCAGCCCAGAAACCCAAUGAGGGACAAACUGGUCAACGAGCGUCUCAUCAGCAUUGCUUAUGGACAGAUUGGUAUGAUCCAGGCUUUGGGUGGCUUCUUCAGUUACUUUGUGAUUUUGGCUGAGAACGGCUUCCUUCCCUCUAUUCUGGUGGGCAUCAGACUCAGCUGGGAUGACCGUAGCAUCAAUGACCUCGAAGACAGCUAUGGACAGCAGUGGACAUAUGAGCAGAGGAAGAUUGUCGAGUUCACAUGCCACACAGCUUUCUUUGUCAGUAUUGUGGUUGUGCAGUGGGCCGAUCUCAUCAUUUGCAAGACCAGACGCAACUCUGUGUUCCAGCAGGGCAUGAAGAAUAAGAUUCUGAUCUUCGGCCUGUUUGAGGAGACGGCUCUGGCUGCUUUAUUGUCCUACUGCCCAGGCAUGGAUGUAGCCCUCAGGAUGUACCCACUAAAACCUUCCUGGUGGUUCUGUGCGUUCCCAUACAGCUUCUUAAUUUUUGUGUAUGAUGAGAUCCGAAAGCUUCUCCUGCGCCGAAACCCUGGAGGUUGGGUGGAAAAGGAGACAUACUAUUGAUUGAUGAAUUCCUUCUUUACUCACGCCCCUACAUCUUCCAUUUUUCUUCUACUCCUCACCCCUCCGUCCCUGUUGAAGACGCACAACCACACGCUGUAUACCUCCCCAUUCAGAGAGACAGCAGCUUAGAGCCAACACCAUGUCUGCCCCAAAGAGAAAAGAAAAAACACCUUUCAGACUCUAAACCAACCCCCCCAAACCGCCCUAUAAUACUCUUUGCAUGUCUUUUCACUCGGGUGUGUAUAUAAAGUCUAUUAUAUAUUUACCAAUGGCAGCUGCAUAAUCGUUAUGUAGAUCCGAGAGGAGCUUUUGACGCUGUAUUGGAGCGAACGUACAUGCGAGUGCGUGUGUGUUUGAGUGUGUGUAUGCUCGGCUAACCGAGGGCCAGCCCUCCGCUUCUUCCUCACACCACCCCCCUCUUCCUCCUCUUCCUCCUCCAUGCCUUUCUACUCCUUCCCUUCUACUCACUCCAUCACUCCGCCUGUCCUCCAGUCGCACACGGGUACACGGAUCACAUGACUUGCGGCAGACUCUGGUUAAGACCCUGAGAGAAGACAUUUUCGCACGUUCCUUUUCCUUUCCUCAUCUUUUUGCGUUCUACUUUGACUGAUUUUUUUUAAAAGUAUAUAUUGAAAACAGAGGGAAGCAUGUUGACUCUUUCCACGUCAAAACAUACCCUUCUCCCCUCCGCACCACCUUCCGUCUAUCUUUGUGUUUUCUGCUAUAGUAACCCCCCCCCCCCCCCCCCCGUCUUUCAGGUACAACCUCAUACUGUCAGUUUUAGAAUAAAACAUGUAUUAAAUAUCAUUUUAAUCAAAUGUAAAAUCAUGGAAAACAAAAGCACUAAGGAAGCAGAACGGUUCUUAUGUGAUGGGCUGUUAUGAGUGAAGCGUAAGGCAAAAAAAAAAAGGUGCAGGGACUCGUUGACUAUCAGGUAUUGAGUAGAGAAUCAGCGCGUACUUGACUGUGUUUCUGGUUCUACUGCCAUUAUGCAUCCAUGCACACCAGGUUCCGCUUUUUAUGUGUGUCUGUCACGUCGUUACAUAUCAGCCGACUGAUUUAACAUUAUCUGACACAUCAGUUGCCCAUCACGACACUUUUCCUUCUUUUUAAGAAGAAUAGAAGGUCUUUCAGCAAACCCGCGCCGACUAUUACUGCAACCAAUGAGCAAGGCUAAAUCAAAGCAAGGAACCUGGUGUGUGGGGGCCUCUACUGUGGGUUUUAUCAGGAAACGAGUGUGUGUUCUGGUGUGGGGAGCCGCCCCAGGUCUUGUGCUGCACGUGUGUGUGAGUGUGUGUAUGGUUGUGUGUGUGUGUGUGUGUGUGUGUGUAUGGUGGGGGACAGCGCGCUGUAGCAGUCCGCCUCAGGCUGCGUCCAUCUCAGAGAGGUGUGGGGGGUGAGACUAAAGAAAGAAAAGAAAAUACUAAUAUGAUAAUAAAUUGUAGAAGUGUUUGAAAGCAAUGAAACCAACACCAAUAAAACAUCUAGAACAUUUAAUACAACCGA